CCUGCAUUGCCCAAAUAAAACGGAAUCGUAUAGAAAGAGUGUAAUGCCAGCUGCAGGAGAGAGAGGAUGACUCAAGUACUGCACCACACCACUAACAGUCCUGCUGGAGCAUACGACAUACGGCAUAUCUAACUCCAGACAUAUACAGUUUUCUUUAAGAGAUAAUGCUCGUCGUACACCCCCUGUCCUUGGGGACAGUAACUUGUUUGGUUCUAGCCUUUGCCCUCUUUGCGACCUCCCUUCCAACCAAUGUUGAGAAAGGAAGGAGGAAAGUUGUUCAUGUACUCGAGGAUGACACGGGGGCAGUAAUUGUUCAGACUGCCCCUGGUAAAGUGGUCACCCACCGUGGAGGCUCCAUCACCCUGCCCUGCCGCUACCACCACGAACCAGAGGGCUCCGACCCUAACCGCAUCCGAAUUAAGUGGACCAAGGUGACAGACGCACUGGUGUUUGAGGACGUGUUUGUGGCCCUGGGCCUCCAGCAGAGGGUGUUCGGGUCGUACCAGGGCCGUGUAUCCCUGGAGCAGAAUGGACCGGGGGAUGCAUCAGUCAUUAUCCACAACAUCACCCUGGAGGACUAUGGCCGCUAUGAGUGUGAGGUCACCAAUGACAUGGAGGAUGACACAGGGUUCGUCAACCUGGAUCUAGAAGGUGUGGUUUUCCCCUACUACCCCCGGGUGGGGCGCUACAAGCUCAACUAUCAACAGGCUGAGGAUGUGUGUAAGGAGCAGGACGCCAUCCUGGCCUCCCAUGCCCAGCUCCACAAAGCCUGGCUGGAGGGACUGGACUGGUGCAACGCAGGCUGGCUGGAAGACGGAUCCGUUCAGUACCCCAUCUCCCAUCCUCGUGACCAGUGUGGCCGCAAGGACACCCCUGCGGGGGUCCGCAAUUACGGCUACAGGCACAAAGAGGAUGAGCGCUAUGACGCCUUCUGUUUCACGUCCAACCUCAAUGGUAAGGUGUAUUUCCUGAAGCGGUUUAAGAAGGUGAACUAUGCCGAGGCGGUAAAGGCCUGCGUGCGUGACGGCUCAGUGGUGGCCAAGGUGGGUCAACUCUAUGCUGCCUGGAAAAUCCAGCUGCUGGACCGCUGUGAGGCUGGCUGGCUGGAAGAUGGGAGCAUACGCUACCCUAUUGUCAACCCACGCACACGCUGUGGAGGGCCUCAACCCGGUGUCCGCCACCUGGGCUUUCCUGACUUGAAGUUCCGCAUCUACGGUGUCUAUUGUUUCCGCAGCAAUGAAGAGAAUGUCAAUGGUGUGGUUGGGAAGCCGACACGGCGCCCAGGGAAGAACAGCAAGGAUAUCCAGAUGAACACUACUACUACCAAAACCCUAUAGAGGGAGAGAGGAUUGCUAAAAUCCCUGCUGCCACAACAUGGCUAUAUUCAUUACUUUAACUAUAUCCAUUACUUUAACAACAUGGCUGACAGGACAUUGUUCAAUUAGAGACAUAAUGUUUAUCUCUAUCAGUUCCAUAUUUGGUGUGUCAGUAAUGUUGAGAAUAUUACCACUGUGUCGCAGAUUGGCUUAGCUAGUCACUGCAGCUGAUCAUAGGCUUUCAGGCACAUUAGGAUUAGAAAGUGUUUUAUUAACGUUACUCUCUGCUAGAGUCUGAAGAAGCCACAGGCUAGAUGGGGCCUCAGACUUCACAGUGUGUUUGGGUUCUCCAUGUGGCUUCAUUCUCUGAAGGAAAGGUCCUUUGCGAUAGGCACUCAACUUCAAGCAUUGCCAGUUGGAGUUGGCCGCAGACACGGACAGACAGAAUGAGAGACACAACGACAGACAACUACAGCUACUAUUCAUUAUGUCUGUCUGAGUGUAAAGAUUGCUGCACAUUGAGACAGACUCUCAGAGGAUGAUGACGAGCUUUAGGGCAGACUCCUCAUGCUGGAUCUAUCUAUUUUUGUUGCUAGGGGCCAGCAUGAUGCCUAAGUUUUGCCUUUCGGGUUUUACUGCACCCCAGUCGCCUGCAUUUAGCCAGAUGUCAUGUUCUGGUAGAGACAUGUUAAGGAAUGAAUAGUUUUCCCUAAGUCAGUAAAUAAGUGCUCGCAAUCAUACCAGAGCUUAGUAUAGUAAAGAAUAUUGCUGUUGCGAUAAGGUCACUUUAUGACCACAUGCUUAGUAAGCAUGUUUAACUGGGAGCUGAUUUUAGUAACUGGGACUGAACCAACUUAACUAUGCUAAAGAUGCUUCAAUUGCUGCUUGAUUACCUCAUGUAUUGAUUGAUUGCACUAUUUGUUGAAUUGUGAAAUAGCACAGUUUUAGCUGUAUUGGUUGUUAUCUUGAUGUGGACCCCAGGAAGAGUGGCUUCCGCAAAUGACAGCAGCUAACGGGAAUCCUAACAAAAAUAUUAAAAUAUAAUCUAUGGACGCAUCCAUUUUUAGGGCUGUAUUUUUGUGCUACGAUACACAAGCAACAAAUGAGAUCUUGAAAAUGUUGUUGAUUAAAACGUUUUCAUUCUGUGA
Messenger RNA from Esox lucius (northern pike), 2464 nucleotides. RefSeq names its product hyaluronan and proteoglycan link protein 4 (gene hapln4). Bases 165 to 1337 code for a protein of 390 amino acids. The record is from RefSeq and is a predicted model, not a curated record. Gene Ontology annotation, biological process: cell adhesion. The transcript is spliced from 5 exons. NCBI's taxonomy places the organism in Eukaryota, Metazoa, Chordata, Actinopteri, Esociformes, Esocidae. Gene Ontology annotation, molecular function: hyaluronic acid binding.